Molecule: messenger RNA, 1280 nt
Organism: Octopus bimaculoides (California two-spot octopus)
Lineage: Eukaryota; Metazoa; Mollusca; Cephalopoda; Octopoda; Octopodidae
Product: vinculin
Biological process (GO): cell adhesion
Cellular component (GO): actin cytoskeleton
Molecular function (GO): structural molecule activity; actin filament binding
Source: RefSeq, a predicted model, not a curated record
CAACUAUCAUCAAUCAACAAAAUGAAGACCUACUUAACUUUUAGUGUUCACUUCAUCACGUGAAUAGUCACAUCACUCUCUCUCUUUUUUAUGACUGUUAAGUUUCCUGACCGCCCACACACACACAUACAAAAACAAAAAAGAAGCUAGCUAAGGCAUUCCCCGCUCUCACUUGGGUCGACUAACCCAGCAGCUGUGUGUGUGAAAACGAGCACCUUGUUCUGUAUGUGCAGACCAGCCACAACGAGGCUGGGUGUUCAGCAAUCAACAGAUUGCUUGUCUUUCUCUUGCUUUGCUCAGUCUCUCUCAUUUACUGACACUUAAUUAAAGUGGUCAGUCGAGUUUUUAUAUACUUCUAAUUACACCUAUUUCUUUAAAUAAGUUAACUACUUGAAUAUAAAGUACCAGUACAUCACUUUCACUGCCGGAUCGGACUUUAAUUAUUACUGAGAUUACCUUUAGAAGUUUACCCUACAACCAUUAAGUAAUAGUAAACCAAAAACAAACAAUCCAAACACAGCUGGACAAAAAUAAAACAAAAUAUACAUUUAAAGACUGGAGAGAAAAAGUUACAACUCUCUUUCCCCAAAAUGCCGGUCUUUCAUACAAAGACCAUCGAAGGAAUUCUUGAGCCGGUUGCUCAGCAGGUUUCCAAACUUGUGAUUCUACAUGAAGAAGCUGAAGAUGGCAACGCCAUGCCUGAUUUGGCUCGGCCAGUGCAAGCUGUCAAAAUGGCUGUCGACAAUUUGGUUAAGGUUGGUUAUGAUACCAUUAACAACAGUGAAGACCAGAUUCUCAAACAAGAUAUGCCACCAGCACUCAGCCGUGUCGAAGAUGCUUCUAUUCUGCUCCUCCAGGCUUCGGAUAUGCUGCGGGGAGACCCUUUUUCAGCCCCUGCUAGGAAGAAGCUCAUUGAAGGAUCACGAGGUAUCCUGCAAGGUACUUCUGCUCUUUUACUGGCAUUUGAUGAGUCUGAAGUCCGUAAAAUAAUUAGAGUGUGCAAGAAUGUACUGGAAUAUUUGGCUAUAACUGAAGUUGUAGAUAAAAUGGAGGACUUGGUUACCUAUGUCAAGAAUCUCAGUCCUGUGCUUACGAAAAUCAUCAAAGAAGUGGAUGCCCGUGAGAAGGAACUGACACACCAAGUUCAUCGUGAUAUGUUAAUCCGUUCAUUGGAUCAGGUGAAGAAUCUCACUCCUGUUCUCAUCAGUGGAGUGAAGAUAUUCAUUACUGCCAAAGAGACAGGUAUGUUUUUAAUAAUUAUCUAGGAUUAUUUUUGUUUU